AAAUAAAAUCAAUAUGUUUUAGGUUACGCAUUUACACCCUUAAUCUGCUAGUACACAAUAGCACCUUUACCGCCAACGAGGUUUCAUUGCAGUUGCGAUGUCUGAGCAUGGUUAAAGCUUCACACAUUGAUAGCAGCAUUUGUGGACAUUUUUUUGUCUCACUUUCAAGCAUAGAAAACCAAGUGGGCUAUCGACAUCGCGACAGUGACUGUCGCGGAUGAUGUGUACAAGCCCUAAUGCAUUCAGUGUAUCGGUCGGUUUAGUAACCAGCAUGCCAGCUUUCGUUUUAAUUGAAAACAAAUAUCACGGUGUGGAUUUUUCUCGUGAACACGACCUGGACCGUGCAUACAUCAAAUGCGUACUGUUCGAUUUGCAAGCGUUGUGGUACGAGCGCCUGCCACUGGAGUCCCUGGUAAAUCGUGAGAAUGAACGCAAUCCUAUUGUCACCUACAACGAGGCACUCAUCAACAGUACCCUGCUAUCAAUUGAAGCAGUUGCCUAUACUAUUGAAGAGACUGAAACGAAGAAGUUGACAGUGAAAUAUUACGUGUCCGCAACACCGAUUACUUUCGUGUUUCAGUUAACGGCUGCCACGACCGAGCAGCUAUCGCUUCAGCUUAUCGUUCCCCUUUGGCGCACUGUAUUGUUGCUCGAUAGCCAGAAGCGUAACCUGAAGGCAAUUCUCGAGAAAAAGGAUGCUGAGCUGGAGCAGUACCGGCUGGAAGGUGCCGUACUGAAGCGAACCACCAUGCAGACUAGCAAAUUUAACGGAGAGGAAUUCGAAACGAGCUACAUGAACGAAGACGAGCGCACAAUUACACGGGAAGAUAGAACCAUACUCCAGCUGCUGACACGAUUGACACAUCGGCAUCACCUAAAGCAAGCGGUACACUUUGUCGAUCGAACCACUGUCGCAUCCAGCGUUGUACAGUCGCCUGGUGGCCAAUCUUCCAGCGGUUCGCCCAAUAAGCGAAAAAAGAGGAAGCGAAGAGCUAUCCCAGGCAUUCACCCAAUCAGUAAGUUCCCGGAAUUGGCAGAUCAAAAAUGAACUGACCAUAGGAAGUUCGCUGCGCUCUCAAAGCACCCCUGACUAGAGAUCCUAACUGAAAUCCAACCAUGCAAUUAGGAAUUAUCUGCACAAUAAUUACCUUUCACAAGAUAAUGAGAUUAACUCAAAUUUACUUUUCCUGCGCUGAAAGCAUUUUAAAGUGAAACAUCCAUCAACAGGUUGCCUGAAAACACAGCUUACACGAUUUCCGAAUCGAACUUAUGUGUACUGGAAAAACCGCUCAACCUUUGAUGGGGUUGCUUCGAGUAUAAAAAGGUCACAGAAUAGUCAUGAAAGAUUCAGAACAUCAGAAAUAUAACCUGAAAACAGAUGAAAUGCGUAUAUCUACUUAAACGGUUGCCAAAGAUAUGCAGUAUGCCCUUGCUUAGCAGCAGGGUUUUUUUCAUUUCUCUUAAAGAGAGUUCGUCGCAAACGGCAGAACAGUUGAUUUUAUAAGGGACUGGGAAGCUCUACAUGUGAUGCUCCAUAUCUUCUUUCUUUGAGCUAUUUAUGGCAGAGGCAUAUUAAAUUCUAUUUUAACGUAAUCUUGAAUGAGAACGCAGGCACGCCAUUCGAUAGGCUGUGACGCUGUAGGAAUAUCAGUAUUUUGUCCCAAAAUUGUGGCGUGCAACUGUACCCAAUAAAUAUAAAGAUUUGUGA
Anopheles aquasalis is the source of this 1708-nucleotide messenger RNA. Its product is annotated as non-homologous end-joining factor 1-like. Lineage: Eukaryota; Metazoa; Arthropoda; Insecta; Diptera; Culicidae. Gene Ontology annotation, molecular function: DNA end binding. Gene Ontology annotation, cellular component: DNA ligase IV complex. The record is from RefSeq and is a predicted model, not a curated record. Gene Ontology annotation, biological process: double-strand break repair via nonhomologous end joining.